This is a messenger RNA of Sycon ciliatum, 1440 nucleotides long. RefSeq names its product ciliogenesis-associated TTC17-interacting protein-like. The transcript is spliced from 3 exons. The record is from RefSeq and is a predicted model, not a curated record. The coding region runs from base 462 to 899 and encodes 145 amino acids. NCBI's taxonomy places the organism in Eukaryota, Metazoa, Porifera, Calcarea, Leucosolenida, Sycettidae.
GAAAAUAAAAUGUCACAAGAAGAUCGAACAUUUUCCGUUUCAUUCCCUCAAACUGAUGAAGAUUGACUUGUUUUUCUUUGGCACUGCAUCUCUGCUCCAGUUGGGGAUCUCGGUGGAUCUAACUCUGGCACUUAGCUGUUCACGUGUGUGCCAUAACGCACCUUGUCCUUGGCUCCACAACCUGCCGCUGCGUGAGUGCGGCAGCGUGAACCAGUGCCCUUCGCUUUGGCGUUGUUCUUGAGCUGGAGAUUGUGUUGCAGUGCCAUUAGGUACAAGCCCGUACUACAGUGUUGACUCGGACACACCCGUGACCAUCAUAGCCAUUCUCACAGUCACACACACGCGUGGCUAGCUCUUGUUCACGUUGUUGUCCAUCUGCUGAGCAUUCAACAGGCUGGUGUUGCUGGACCCGGUAUUGGGAAUUGGUGCAGGUCGACUGACGAAGACAAAGCAUUCUAGCUAUGGCUGCUCCUCAAGAGGACGCUGCCGAAGCAUCCAUUCCACGUGAGAGCCGCCGUUCUGGCACGCAUGUCGAGCUGCCCCACCCAAUCUGGACCGUCAACUCCUAUGCAAGCUUCGCACAGACGGAAGAAGGCAAUACUGGAUCCGGUGCAGAUGGUGAUGGCGGCCAUUCCUACCUUCCUCCUAGCCACGACCUUGAGAUGCAGUCGCGUCAAACCGAGCUCUAUACUCUGGUCCACGGCGAUCUCGCCGAAUACUACAAGGAUCAUCCAGAGCUGGACGCCAUGCUGAAAGACUUCAUGCUGCUCGUCUUGCAGCAGAAACCCAGCGAUGUCUUUGCGUUUGCCAGGGACUACUUCGCCACGUUCUCCAAACAGCCGCAUGCACCGGCACAGGAUGGAGGUGAGGCGGUGCCGGUGCCUGAUCAGUCUAGCUAGCCAGAACGCCAUCGGAUCAGUUCAUGAUUCAUGAUUCACUACGGCAAGUCUGCCCAUUGUUACUGGACAGUCACGCGGGUGUGGCCUGGUCUAACUCACAGAGGUACCCGCACCUACAUAUAGCUGUCACCCUCAAACAAUAAGUUGCCAUGGCAUACUACUUCUCACACACGGCAGCACUAAGUUGCGGCCUUGUACAGCGCUGUACAUAUGUUGCAGAUAGCCGUAACGUUAAUGAUUAUGCAUAAUUUGUGGAGAGUGCUGCUUUGGCUUUCCCGGCGCAUAGCCCGUUAGCAUAGCACACGACAGCACUCUGGACCGAGGUUAUUUUUGUGUGUUUGAUAGUCCAAGAUGCUGCCGUAGCAGCACGCCGCUAUGCCGGCUUCCUCUUGAGUUCAAUAAUAUGAAGUACUGUUUGUGUAUUUUUUCACGAAUGGGCGAUCACAUUUGGUGCAAAGUGCCUGUGAACAGGUUGAGGCUGAGAGAAUUUCCAGUAAAUAUUUGAGUCAUGUUUGCGGGUUCAAAAAGUUUUAAAAGCUGA